Folsomia candida is the source of this 1096-nucleotide messenger RNA. RefSeq lists its product as uncharacterized. Lineage: Eukaryota; Metazoa; Arthropoda; Collembola; Entomobryomorpha; Isotomidae. The record is from RefSeq and is a predicted model, not a curated record. The transcript has 3 exons. Bases 307 to 954 code for a protein of 215 amino acids.
UAAUGCCAUCUUAGAAGUUGCUUGGAGUAGGUUUUAUUACUAAAGUUGUCAAGCAACCUUGGUACAAAAUUUUGCGUUGUUUUCGCGAAAUAAAUUAUUUUUAUAAGACUUAUAAAUUUUGGAACUUGUUUCCUUGGUGUGCUUCCAAAUUCUAUAGCUUUUUGUGUUUGAAUAAUUUUUUUUAGUUCGCUGGAGGUUUUUCAUAGAAAAUUCUACUUUUGACACGUUGGAUCUAAAAAACGAUACCAUUAUAAUUUCUUGCAUUGCAUUACAUGCGCCCUAUUUUAGGGUCAAAGUAAACCCAAAAUGUCAACAAGUCCGAGACCAAUUUUUUCCGCAAUGGUAAAAUUUGAAUUUGCUGAACAACAUCGAUAUCCGCUAAAUACUUAUUUCUGCGUUUCUUUGCAGUGGAGGGAGUUAAUCAGCGUAGGAAUGCAAGGGACGAUUUUCUCCGUGGCGAUGACGGCGGCAGAAACAAUAGACUUUUUCCCAUCCAGCAUCUCUUCCGCCAUUCAAUGGACCUUCUUCGUCACGGCCAUUUUCGAAAUGUGCUCAAUCUUCAAACCACCACCGCCCAGAUGGGACGCGCACACGCUCCCGUAUUGGAACGGCAGCCUGCAGGAAUACCCACUCAUGCAAGCCUUGGUCGACGUCGCCCUCUGCGGCGUGGUCACGCUGACGCAUUAUAAACUGGAUGAGAAUGAGCUCCACUUGACGGAGAAGAACGAGAAGAUGAUUGAGAAGGACGAGUACGGCGUGAUGGUCAACAUGUGCCUCGUCUUUCUCAAUUCGCUGAAAAUUCUGAUCGCUUGUCGUUGUAUGUUCCUCGUCCUGGACUUUUUUGGGGGUGGUCAUCUCAGCCAUUUCGUGCGGAACUUGGUCAGCUCAGAAGUUGAGGGCUACCCGAUCGACCAACAGCCAAGUAAUGACGCUCCUCCUCCCCAUCAAGAUUGAAGAUCAGUUACGUUUCAAUUAACAUAAGUUUCAUCAUUGUGAUAAGGUUUUAGUUUAAAAUAAUAAUUAAUUGCAAAUUUUAUUGUGGCGAUUCAAUUGUUUCUCUUACAAUAAACAAAUUAUAUGAAAUUAUUAUUGUAGA